ACAGACAUCUAUAGAGUAUAUGCAUUGUUAGCAAUUAAUUAACAAUUUUAUCAAAUCAUUAAUAGUGUUAAUGUAAGCGCUUUUUGAAGCGUUUGUAAAAUAUGAGUGAAAAGCAUUUGAGAAACAGAUUGAUAGCAAUUAACACUAAGAGAGACACGACUUCCCAUCAUAUGAUGUCCCGAAACACCGAUAAUCACACCGAUUAUCAACCAAUGGACGACCAUAUGAGUGAUGACGACGAUCACAGUGGGGAUGAACUCGACAGUGAUAAACAAACUGAUGACAAAGCCGUCAGAUCCAAGUUUGCCACUAAUGACAGACAAGAACUUAUUGAACUCAUCUAUAGUGAAGAUGUUAUUAAGUUCAGCAAAAAUAAUGCUUUAAGACAUAAUAAUAGUCUUCAUCGACAUUCAGAUAGCGAUAGUGACCAACAAAACGAUGAAAUGAUGACAUCAUUCAUCAACAGCGAUAAGAAACCGCUUCUGGAUUUGGUUAAUAAAAAGAAGAGUCGAUUGAAGAGAAAAUCAUAUAAAUCUGAGUAUCUGUUGACCGACGACUCUGAUGACCAUUCAGACCAUCAAAUUGUUUACGAAGAAGGGAUUAUAUCACUGUAUUUUCAAGUUUUUGUACCAUUUCUUAUCGCCGGUUUCGGUACAGUUGGUGCCGGACUUGUCUUGGAUUACGUGCAGCACUGGGAUGUAUUCAAACAAGUAUCUGAAGUGUUUAUUUUGGUACCGGCGCUGUUGGGUCUUAAGGGAAAUCUUGAGAUGACUUUGGCCUCACGUUUAUCAACUCAGGCCAACUUAGGCCACAUAGAAACGGGUCGCGAACAGUGGCAAAUCGCGUCGGGAAAUAUAGCAUUAAUUCAGUGUCAGGCGACAAUCGUAGCCUUCUUGGCCGCCAUAUUUGCCAUAACCAUGGAUUGGUUACCCGAAGGAGACUUCAACUUUUCUCACGCUCUACUGUUAUGUGCCUCAAGUCUAUUGACAGCCAGUAUCGCCAGUUUUAUUUUAGGAUUAUUAAUGAUAGUUGUAGUAAUUGUAUCACACAAAUGCCGCAUAAAUCCCGACAAUGUGGCCACACCUAUAGCUGCAUCUUUAGGAGAUCUGAUAACUUUAGCUCUUUUGGCCAAAUUUAGUGAUAUGUUGUACUAUACUGUUGAGACGAGUUCCUGGCUUUGUGUUGCCAUUAUUGUUGUAUUUCUUUUAUUGAUUCCCGUUUGGUGUUAUUACGCCAAUAAAAAUAAAUAUACCAAUGAAGUCCUAUAUAAUGGUUGGACACCAGUUAUCAGUGCAAUGGCUAUAUCCAGUAUUGGUGGUUGCAUUUUAGACUUUGCUGUUUCACGAUUUAAAGGCAUUGCAGUCUUUCAACCUGUAAUUAAUGGCGUUGGUGGAAAUUUAGUUGCCGUACAAGCCAGUAGGAUAUCAACUCAUUUGCAUAAGAAUUCAAAGUUAGGAAUUUUACCUAAAAGUGAUGCAAAACUUUGUUUUAAUCCCUGUUCAGCUUUCUUUGGAAAAAGCAUUCACGCGCGUACAGCUCGCGUACUAAUAUUAAUGGUAAUUCCGGGUCACAUAAUCUUCACGUAUGGCAUUAGGUUUCUUCAGGCCGGACACACAUCCAUUACCUUUCAUUUUCUAGUCGUUUAUUUAUUGGCGGCAUUACUACAAGUCAUACUUUUAUUAUAUUUUGCUCACACAAUGAUUCUCUAUAUGUGGAAAAAGGCUGUCGACCCGGAUAAUUCAGCCAUACCCUAUUUGACAGCAUUGGGUGAUUUGUUAGGAACGGCACUUCUAGCCAUUGCUUUUUUAAUACUGUUUUCUAUAGGAGACAAGGAUUCAGAUGUCGGCGAUUGAU
Oppia nitens is the source of this 1854-nucleotide messenger RNA. RefSeq names its product solute carrier family 41 member 1-like. The record is from RefSeq and is a predicted model, not a curated record. Bases 102 to 1853 code for a protein of 583 amino acids. Gene Ontology annotation, cellular component: plasma membrane. Gene Ontology annotation, biological process: monoatomic cation transport. The transcript is spliced from 11 exons. Gene Ontology annotation, molecular function: monoatomic cation transmembrane transporter activity. NCBI's taxonomy places the organism in Eukaryota, Metazoa, Arthropoda, Arachnida, Sarcoptiformes, Oppiidae.